Molecule: messenger RNA, 1438 nt
Organism: Penaeus indicus
Lineage: Eukaryota; Metazoa; Arthropoda; Malacostraca; Decapoda; Penaeidae
Exons: 8
Coding region: 26-1438 (470 amino acids)
Source: RefSeq, a predicted model, not a curated record
CACAGACACAACAACCGCCGGCAAUAUGAUGGGUCUUCGCACAUUCGUGAAGGUGGCAGCCGUGAUGGCGGUGGCGUGCGUCGUGACGGCUGAUCCCGAACCUGUUUCUGGCGGAGGCAACGGCGGUGGCUUCGGUGGUGGAAGGCCGGGUGGAUUCAGUGGAGGAUUCGGGUCUGGUGGAUCUUCAGGCGGAUUCGGGCCUGGUGGAUCUUCAGACGGAUUCGGGCCUAGUGGAUCUUCAGGCGGAUUCGGGUCUGGAUCUUCAGGCCUGGUGGAUCUUCAGACGGACACAGGCCUGGUGGAUCUUCAGACGGAUUCGGGUCUGGUGGAUCUUCAGACGGACACAGGCCUGGUGGAUCUUCAGACGGACACAGGCCUGGUGGAUCUUCAGUCGGAUUCGGGUCUGGUGGAUCUUCAGACGGACACAGGCCUGGUGGAUCUUCAGACGGACACAGGCCUGGUGGAUCUUCAGUCGGAUUCGGUCGGAUUCGGGUCUGGUGGAUCUUCAGACGGACACAGGCCUGGUGGAUCUUCAGACGGACACAGGCCUGGUGGAUCUUCAGACGGAUUCGGGUCUGGAUCUUCACCGGAUUCGGGUCUGGUGGAUCUUCAGACGGACACAGGACUGGUGGAUCUUCAGACGGAUUCGGGUCUGGAUCUUCAGUCGGAUUCGGGUCUGGUGGAUCUUCAGACGGACACAGGCCUGGUGGAUCUUCAGACGGAUUCGGCCGGAUUCGGGUCUGGUGGAUCUUCAGACGGACACAGGCCUGGUGGAUCUUCAGACGGACACAGGCCUGGUGGAUCUUCAGACGGACACAGGCCUGGUGGAUCUUCAGACGGAUUCGGGUCUGGAUCUUCAGUCGGAUUCGGGUCUGGUGGAUCUUCAGACGGACACAGGCCUGGUGGAUCUUCAGACGGAUUCGGGUCUGGAUCUUCAUCGGAUUCGGGUCUGGUGGAUCUUCAGACGGACACAGGCCUGGUGGAUCUUCAGACGGACACAGGCCUGGUGGAUCUUCAGACGGAUUCGGGUCUGGUGGAUCUUCAGACGGAUUCGGGUCUGGAUCUUCACCGGAUUCGGUUUGGAUCUUCAGCCAUGGGUGGAUCUUCAGCGGUGGGUCUGGGAUCUUCAGUCGGAUUCGGGUCUGGGGAUCUUCAGCGGACGGGUGGAUCUUCAGACGGAUUCGGCUUGGAUCUUCAGUCGGAUUCGGGUUCUGGUGGAUCUUCAGACGGACACAGGCCUGGUGGAUCUUCAGACGGACGAUUCGGUGGAUCUUCAGUCGGAUUCGGGUCUGGAUCUUCAGAUCGGAUAUCGGGUCUGGAUCUUCAGCGGAUUCGGGUGGAUCUUCAGUCGGAUUCGGGUCUGGUGGAUCUUCAGACGGACACAGGCCUGGUGGAUCUUCAGACGGAUUCGGUGUGGAUCUUCAUCGGAUCGGUCUGA